UGCCACACGAUUCGAUUCUCUUUCACUUAUCUUCCUCCACCCAAUCCCAAAUUGCGACACAAAUCUCUUUGUUUGGAAUCCAGCUUCCAUCAAGCUCACUCCACUCUUCUCAAUUUUCAUGAAACUCCAUCAUCGACCUUGACCCAGAUAGGUUUCAAACGAAACCCGUUGCUGUAAAUCUGCUGCUGGAGUCUUUGUGUCUGAAUCUUCUUGUUGCGUCACUGUUUCUUCUUGCUAUGAGAUUUCUAUAAGAAUCCAGAGCUGACCAUAAUGUUUCCCCUGUGCUCGGCCGCAAGCUGCCAUUACCAUUCUCAGAUUUUAUUUCCUGGCAAAUGGCGAGGCUCUUCUUCUUCCUUGAGGAGAGAUUCCAUUCACAGAUGCAUUUCUGGUGAUAAUGCCUUCUUUGGUAACUCUAAUGGAACCCACCUGCCCAAGGUCUGGGGGACCCGAGCCAUGGGGAGUUUUGCCACUGAACAACCAGUGUCCACCGAGUUAUUAAGUAGUCUGCACCAGAAUGAGUUGAACAGGAUAAACUACACGGUCUAUGACAUGAGAGAAGCUGUAAAAAAUGGGGGGCUGACAUAUGUAGAAAGUGCAGUAGAUGUUUCACCUGAUGAAGCUGUCGUAUCAGAUGUUUCCCCUGUUGAUAAUAUUGCUGCUGAGACUUCAACCGAAAACAGCAGUAACCUUAUAGUCUCGGUUGAGCCGGGAACAAUAUCAACUCCUGAUAUAUCUCCUGAUACUUCUGUCUCUCUACCCGAUGCUCUAGAUGGAUCACUUCCCGAUGCGAAAGCUAGCUUUGAAGACUUUUCUUCUGGGGUGAAGGAGUCUUUCAGCUCUUCGCUAAACCAAGGAGAAAAUGCUGUAAAGAACACUUUGGAUUCAUUCUCCUCUUCCGUGACAUCCAUUACAAAGACUGCUUCUGAAGCUGUAGAUAGUGCAUUUAACACUGCGUUUUCUACUCUAGACCAAACAGGAGAUGUAGCUGGAGAUAAAUUCUCGAGCUUUUCCGCUGGCUUGAAGGAUGCUUCAAACAGAGCAGGAUAUUUAGCCAUUGAUCUGUUGAGGCAAUCAGUUAGUAUUGCAGAGAGUUCUGUUGCAAAAGGAGUUUCUUUUGCUGUGUAUUCUUAUGGAUCGGCAAAGCAGUUACUUCCUGAAGAUGUUAAGAAUGUGCUUACCUCAUCGGAAGCUGUUGCUCUUAAAGUAUUGAGGCCCCUGGGAGCUGUCUUGGAGCAGGUAUAUGUUGCCAUUGGAGGUCUGGAGAGAAAUUUCGGCUUGGAUCCAGAUGAUCCAAUCAUUCACCUUUUUCUCUUCGUAGGCACCACAGGAACCUUUUGGGUUCUAUAUCGGGUUUGGACAUAUGGUGGGUAUGCUGGAGAUUUGUCUCCAAAGUCAACUCUUGAGCUUUUAACAUCAAAAGAAAAGCCAGUGCUCGUAGAUGUCAGGCCUGAAGCCUUGAGAGAGAAAGAUGGAAUCCCUGAUCUGCGGAGAGCAGCUCGUUUUCGAUAUUCUAGUGUGACCCUGCCUGAGGUUGACGGUGCUGUUAAACGGUUACUGAAAGGUGGAAAUGAAGUUGACGAUAUCUUGACAGCAGUUAUCAUCAAGAACUUAAAAUCAGUUCAGGACAGGUCCAAGGUUAUUGUUAUGGAUGCUGAUGGAACUCGCUCUAAGGGCAUUGCAAGAGCCUUAAGAAAACUUGGGAUCAAGAGACCAUACUUGUUGCAAGGUGGGUAUAGAUCAUGGGUUAAGGAAGGUCUACGUGUGAAAGAGCCAAAACCUGAGACAACAAUUACCAUCCUCAAUGAGGAGGCUGAGGCGAUUCUUGAGGACAUAAAUCCUUCUCCAUUGCAAGUUGUUGGAGUUGGUGUGGGGGUUUUCGCAGCACUGUAUGCAUUGUUCGAGUGGGAGAAAACACUGCAACUCAUAGCUGUCAUUGGCCUUGGUUUGACUAUUUACCAACGACUUUCUUCAUAUGAUGACUCCGAAGACUUCAAGCAAGACGUGAGGCUGUUGUUUGCACCGGUGAAACUUGGAGCUCAAGCUUUCUCAUGGGCUGCAGGAAAGCUUGAGACAAAUGGUGUUGGCCUCCCAACUUCACCUUCUUCCUCAGAUGUUCGAAGCCGGGUUUUGCAGGCUGCUGCUAAACAUGAAUCUCAGCCGUCGGAUGAAACUUCUGAAGGUCUCCAAGACGCAUCAUCAUCACCAGAAGAAGCUUUGGACAACGUUGAUAUCUCAGAAGCAUAAAGGCUCCAACAUUUUAAUUUUAUUGUUGCUUGUAACUGGCAAGAAUUACUUUACCCUCGACUCUUUGGAAUUGUUAACGUUCAUAAUUGUGGUGCAAAUAAAAAAUGUAUUUCAAUUCAACCAAUACCCUUAGAUUUGAUGAUGGGUGUUUUUGA
This is a messenger RNA of Eutrema salsugineum, 2399 nucleotides long. RefSeq lists its product as uncharacterized. NCBI's taxonomy places the organism in Eukaryota, Viridiplantae, Streptophyta, Magnoliopsida, Brassicales, Brassicaceae. Bases 271 to 2244 code for a protein of 657 amino acids. The transcript is spliced from 15 exons. Gene Ontology annotation, biological process: cellular response to calcium ion; de-etiolation; regulation of stomatal closure. The record is from RefSeq and is a predicted model, not a curated record.